This is a messenger RNA of Telopea speciosissima, 1584 nucleotides long. Its product is annotated as 3-epi-6-deoxocathasterone 23-monooxygenase CYP90C1. The transcript is spliced from 9 exons. Gene Ontology annotation, molecular function: heme binding; oxidoreductase activity, acting on paired donors, with incorporation or reduction of molecular oxygen, NAD(P)H as one donor, and incorporation of one atom of oxygen; iron ion binding. Gene Ontology annotation, biological process: multicellular organism development; brassinosteroid biosynthetic process; sterol metabolic process. The record is from RefSeq and is a predicted model, not a curated record. NCBI's taxonomy places the organism in Eukaryota, Viridiplantae, Streptophyta, Magnoliopsida, Proteales, Proteaceae. The coding region runs from base 29 to 1537 and encodes 502 amino acids.
GAAUAGAGAGGGAUCAGAAUUUUUCAGAAUGGAUUUAGUUUUAGGGUUUUCGAUCUUUCUAGGUAUCAUCAUGGGAUGGUUUUGGUGGAAAUGGAUCAACAACAAGAAGAAGAAGGAUAGUAGGGUUCCGAAAGGGAGUUUAGGGUUUCCUUUGAUUGGAGAGACUCUUGAUUUCAUCAUUUGUGGAUAUUCAUCUCGACCCGUCAGCUUCAUGGAGAAACGCAAAUCUCUAUACGGGAAAGUGUUCAAAUCUCACAUAUUAGGGCGACCGAUCAUAGUUUCUACCGAUCCUUACGUUAACAAAGCGAUUCUACAGAACAAUGGGAGCACCUUUGUUCCUUACUACCCCAAAUCUGUGACUGAAUUAAUGGGGAAAGCUUCAAUACUGCAAAUGAAUGGCAGUACGCACAAGAGAGUCCAUGGACUGAUCGGUAGCUUUCUGAAAUCUCCUCAAUUCAAGUCCCGUCUCACUCGGGUGAUUGAGAAAUCUGUGCUUCUCCCCAUGGAGAACUGGAAGAACAAGAAUCCUGUUUACAUUCAAGAAGAAACCAAAAAGAUUACGUUUGAAGUUCUGGUUAUGGUGUUGAUGGGCAUCGGCCCUGGUGAAGAAUUAGAGUUUCUGAGGAGAGAAUUUGCAGAAUUCAUCAAAGGGUUGAUUUGUCUCCCGAUUAAGCUACCAGGAACUACGUUCUACAAAUCAUUGAAGGCAAAGGAAAGACUGGUGAAGAUGGUGAGAAGGAUUAUUGAGGAGAAGAAAUUGAAUAUGGAGAGGACUACUACUAUGUCUGAAAGUGAGAGUGAAAGUGAAGAAAGGGAUAGAGAUGAGAGUGGAAGACGACCUAUUUUGGACGUAGCAGAUGUGUUUCUGUGUGAUGCGGUUGAAUCAAACGGGAUGGAGCAGCAGCAACAACAGACAGUGGAUGUGAUAAGUGAGAAUAUGAUAGAGAUGAUGAUACCAGGAGAGGAUUCUGUGCCUAUGCUUAUGACCUUUGCGGUCAAAUAUAUCAGCGACUGUCCUCUCGCUCUCAAGCAAUUAACGGAGGAAAACAUGGAGCUUAAGAGACAAAAGGAUAGUACGGGCGAGGAAUACGAUUGGACGGAUUAUAUGUCACUGCCAUUCACUCAAGACGUGAUCAGUGAAACUCUCAGAAUGGCAAACAUCAUCAAUGCGGUUUGGAGAAAAGCUCUCAAAGAUGUAGAUAUCAAAGGUUAUUUGAUUCCCAAAGGAUGGUGUGUCUUGGCAUCCUUUUCUUCUGUUCACUUGGAUGAAGAAAAUUAUGAGAAUCCUUAUCAAUUUGAUCCAUGGAGAUGGCAGAGAAAGGAAGGAAACCUUAGCAAUAGUAUCUGUUUUACACCGUUUGGCGGUGGGCAGAGACUGUGCCCUGGUUUUGAACUCGGAAGGCUGGAAAUCUCCAUUUUCCUGCAUCAUCUUGUCACUCGAUACAGAUGGGUGGCUGAGGAAGAUUACAGCAUCAGCUUCCCAACAGUCAAGAUGAAGAAGAAACUACCCAUAAUAGUGGCACCCAUUUCAUCUUAAAUUUCACCCAAUUAUAGCUUCUGCAAUGGAGCCUACCCAUAAUAGUG